CCAAAGAAGGAGACAUCAAGGCAGGAAUGCAGCCGGAGGCAUGAGCAGGCCUCAUAGCUCCCCUCCAGUGAUAUAAAUUUGGGUGGGAUGAGGGGCCUGUGGCCUUUUCCAUCAUAGCAGAGCUGCGUUGGUGUUAUUGACGAUGGCCCCGAAGAAGGCAGCAGCCCCUCCUCCACCAGGCUGCUCCCUGGACAUUAAUGACCCUCAGGUGCAGAAUGCUGCUAUUCGCAUUCAGGCUUCCUACCGUGGACACAGGUCCCGCAAAGAGCUGAAAGAAAAGGGUCCCCCACGGGUGCUGGAGAACCUGAAAGAUGUGAUGCUGAUUGAAGGGAGUGCAGCCAAGCUUGAAUGUCGCAUCAGUGCCUUCCCUGACCCAUUCAUCCGCUGGUCCAAAGAUAAUGUAGAGCUCAAGGAUGGGCCAAAGUACCGCUACAUCUUUGAGGACCCUGAUAUCGUAGCACUGGUUGUGCGUGACGCUGGUCUUUCUGACCUGGGCAAGUACACCAUCUCUGUGAAGAACCCUUUCGGGGAGUGCUUCGACUCAGCACGUCUCCUUGUGGAAGUACCUGCCAAGAUUGAGAAAGGCCCGGACAGCACAAAGGCUAAGAAGGGCAGCACAGUCAACCUGACAGCCCAUAUCAGCGGGGAACCAGCGCCCGAUGUUGGCUGGGCCAAAAACGGGGAGGAUAUCGAAGAGGAUGAUCGUGUGUACUAUAAUAUCGGCAGUGACUCAACAACUCUCACCAUCAAGAAGGUGACACCGGAAGAUGCUGGAAAGUAUGAGGUCUUCGUAGAGAACAGCCUGGGCAUGGACCAGUCCUUUGCACGUCUUGAUGUGAUCUGAGCCCCUGCCCUCCCAUCUGUAUGGUCCCCCCCCUCCCCCACAAAAAAAUCUGUCUGCACUCACCAGAUAUCCUACUGCCUAACCCUGGACUCUGACUGACCCUGGAAAAUGGCACUGUUCAGCCUCAGAGCUGGAGAAAGCAAAUGGGACCCUCAAUGGUGCUACAGAAGUAUGAUUCCCUGCUGUUUCUCUCACUGCCCCAUCAGUUCUCUCACCCAUGCAAUUCUGCCUCAGUGGGUGCACUCUCCCUGGCAAGAAUUCCCCAUCCUGCCUGCCCCAGGGCUGAGUCAAUUCCUUGGGCAAAUGGGGUCAUGGCUGGCGAACAGAAUUGCCGCAAGUGUAUCAUAGGUAGCAGCAUGCCCUAAACUCCAGUACCCUUUACACUGCACCUCAGAGACCGUGAAACAUCCCAGGAACUUCCAGACUCGUCUUGCCUAUUCUAUUGCUAUAUGAUCUAAAUAAAACCAGUUGAUAAUAUAAAG
Molecule: messenger RNA, 1326 nt
Organism: Heteronotia binoei (common prickly gecko)
Lineage: Eukaryota; Metazoa; Chordata; Lepidosauria; Squamata; Gekkonidae
Gene: SPEGNB
Product: SPEG neighbor
Exons: 5
Coding region: 143-844 (233 amino acids)
Biological process (GO): synapse organization; homophilic cell-cell adhesion
Cellular component (GO): plasma membrane; axon; neuronal cell body
Molecular function (GO): axon guidance receptor activity; protein binding
Source: RefSeq, a predicted model, not a curated record